Molecule: messenger RNA, 773 nt
Organism: Limulus polyphemus (Atlantic horseshoe crab)
Lineage: Eukaryota; Metazoa; Arthropoda; Merostomata; Xiphosura; Limulidae
Product: cardioacceleratory peptide receptor-like
Exons: 4
Coding region: 1-588 (195 amino acids)
Biological process (GO): G protein-coupled receptor signaling pathway
Cellular component (GO): membrane
Molecular function (GO): G protein-coupled receptor activity
Source: RefSeq, a predicted model, not a curated record
AUGGACCUAGAAUCAGGAGCAAAUAGUCCUAGGAUCAGAAACAGAUAUGAUAAAUAUUUAUGUUUUCCAGAUCUGGCUGUGGGCCUCUUCAGUGUAUUGACGGACAUCGUUUGGAGAACAACAGUAGAGUUCCAUAUUGGUAACAUCGGAUGUAAAAUAGUCAAAUAUCUGCAGUUUCUAGUUACUUAUUCCUCCACUUACGUCCUGGUGGCGCUGAGUAUUGAUCGUUAUGACGCCAUCAUUCAUCCAAUGAAAUUUUCCGGAGGAUGGAAACGGGCUCGUGUGCUUGUUGUAAGCGCGUGGGGGUUGAGUGCUUUAGCCUCAACUCCUGCACUGUUCUUCUAUAACGAAGCCAAGAAGGGCGACAAGCUACAGUGCUGGAUCGAGUUCCAACAUUGGGAAUGGCAACUCUAUUUCACUCUGGUUUCCGUUUCGGUUUUCUUUCUGCCCGCUCUGAUAAUUUCCCUUUGCUACACAGUCAUCGUGUGUACGAUCUGGAAGAAAAGUAGACCCAUAAAGUCAUCAAAAGGUAGGAAACGAGCAACACAGUCAUUGUCUGUACGAACUGGACCAAACGUGGACCCAUAAAGUCAUCAAAAGGUAGGAAACGAGCAACACAGACAUUGUCUGUACGAUCUGGACCAAACGUGGACCCACAACGUCAUCAAAAGGUAAGAAACAAACUAUACAGUCAUCAUCUGUUCUAACUUGUGUUACUUAUCAUUUUAAAAUUCCGUUUUUCAUUGUUUGUUUGUUUGUAGUUAAGCGCAAAG